Molecule: messenger RNA, 1205 nt
Organism: Cicer arietinum (chickpea)
Lineage: Eukaryota; Viridiplantae; Streptophyta; Magnoliopsida; Fabales; Fabaceae
Biological process (GO): RNA catabolic process
Cellular component (GO): nucleoplasm; ribonuclease H2 complex
Source: RefSeq, a predicted model, not a curated record
UUCCCUCUCGUUCUAAUGUCUAUUAUCCGCGCGCGCACCACUCUUGUGAAGCGAAUAUUAACAAUACAUUUCAUUUCAGCAGUUACGGUUACAGUUACAGUUACAGGUGAGAAGCGAAACUUAAACCUAACUAUGACUUGGUGCGAAGGUGUUCAUGAAACCCGUGUUCUCGUUGCACCCGAUCCUGGUACAAAUGGAAAUACUCUGGGACGCAUGAUUUUACUCCGUCAUCCCAAAUCUGGAAAUGCAACACAAUAUCUAUUUGUAAAUGGGAUGCUUCAAGAAUUUCAAUGGUUUAAGAACAUGUAUGGAUCUUGGUUUUUAGGAGAUUAUACAAGUGAAGAUGGUCGACUGUAUAUAUCCACACCUGUUGAUCCUGUUUUCAUAAUGUUGCCCAUAUUCCAGGAAGCUAGGAUGAAGAAAGGUGAUGAUCUUGGCAAGUUCAGGCAAUUGGAUGAGAUCUUGUUUAUUGAUGGGUAUCCAGGAUAUCAGCAGUUAAUGUCCCUCGUCGAGAGCUGUAUGCAAGUAGUUUGUGAAGUCAAAGAAGUUGAAUCCUUAAAAUUCUUUAGGCUCGAUGAUGCAAAGGUUCUACAUUGGCUGUGCUAUAAGGUUUGUCAGCUAAAACAGACACUACCCAAGUUGGACAAAAACUAUGCCGUUCAAUCAGAGAAAGACAUGUUGGUCGAUGCAGUUUCUAUAAUAGGAGAAUAUUUAAACGAAGAGCACUGGUUGCAGCUUUUGUGUGACCACCUUAAGUUAAAUAUACUUGAGGUAACAGGAAAAACACAAGCAAAUGCUGAGGAAAGUAACUUAGGUUUGAGUAAUGUAUUAGAGGAACAUAGUGAUGAUAAGAAGGCUACAAUUGUGAAGAAAGGUAGACAAGCAAAGAAGUUAAAACUGGAGACAGAAUCACAUAACAUCAAAGAUAUGUUUUCGAGGGCCACCCGAAGGAAAAACUAAAUCAUACCAUUGAAAUUGGGGAAAAAUUGGAAAUGAGUCACUGUCAUGUUUGUCAUGUUGUAUCAUUUUCUAGGUAUGCGAGUAGAGAUAAGCACUAAGUCAGAUCAUAUUCACAUGGUUUGUACCGUCCAUUUCAUACUAUCUAAUUUAAUUUGAGAUUUUAUCAUCAAGGAGCAUAUACUUUAUCUCUGUACCAUUAUAAAUGAUGCUUUUUUAGGAAAUGAAUAACUGUGUUCAUUUAACGA